ACCACUGUGGGCAGCUGCACUCGACCGCCGCCGCGCCCCCCACCCGCACCCGGGUUUCGUGCCCGUCCGGGUGGACCCCGAUCUGGCUCCUCCCCCCCCCCGCGGAGGCCACCCCCGUCAUCUUCCUGUCCCCUUGGGCGUUAAGGGUCGCGCAGGGUGGGACAUGGGUGACCGGAAGUGAGAGCUGUGAGCGUCGCCGCCCGGGGCGCCGAGGCCCAAGGCGCCGUCGGGGCCACCGCGACGCCCGCAUGGAGAGCGCUGGGCGUCAGGCUGCGCACCGACGACUAACCGGGACGCACGGGAUCUGCGGGGCGGGGGCUUUGCAGAACCGAGUGGCCUCCCGGGGCGCGGGAACAUGAGACUUGGCCGGGAACUCGCUCCGGGCGAGGCGCGCGGCGCGCGGGCCUGCCCUGGUCGCGGGUGAACAGCGCGGAGCCCCGGGACUCGCCCGUCGUUGUCGGUGGCAGCAUGGUCUUCUGUCUGGAGAGCGAGGAGCCGCGCCGCCCGCUGCGAAGCGCCAUGGUCCACUUUCAAGCCUCGGAAGUCCAGCAGCUGCUACACAACAAGUUCGUGGUCAUCUUGGGGGACUCCAUCCAGCGGACUGUGUACAAGGACCUUGUGCUCCUGCUCCAGAGAGACUCUCUGCUCACAGCUGCCCAGCUGAAAGCCAAGGGGGAGCUGAGCUUUGAACAGGACCAGCUGGUGGCUGGGGGCCAGCUGGGCGAGCUGCACAACGGGACAAAGUACCGCGAGGUCCGCCAGUUCUGUUCGGGUUCUGGCCACCACCUUGUGCGCUUCUACUUCCUCACCCGCGUUUACUCUGAGUACCUCGAGGGCAUUCUGGAGGAGCUGACAUAUGGGCCUGCCCCGGACCUGGUGAUCAUCAACUCCUGCCUCUGGGAUCUCUCCAGGUAUGGCCGCUGCUCGAUGGAGAGCUACCGAGAGAACCUGGAGCGGGUGUUUGUGCGCAUGGACCAGGUGUUGCCAGACUCCUGCCUGCUGGUGUGGAACAUGGCAAUGCCUCUGGGGGAGCGUAUCACAGGGGGUUUCCUCCUACCAGAGCUCCAGCCCCUGGCGGGCUCCCUGCGACGGGAUGUGGUUGAAGGGAACUUCUAUAGCGCUACACUGGCGGGGGACCACUGCUUCGAUGUCCUGGACCUCCACUUUCAUUUCCGACAUGCAGUGCAGCACCGUCAUCGAGAUGGUGUCCACUGGGAUCAGCACGCACACCGCCACCUCUCACACCUGCUACUGACCCAUGUGGCCGAUGCCUGGGGUGUGGAAUUGCCCAAGCGUGACUAUCCUCCUGACCCGUGGAUUGAGGACUGGCCAGAGACGGAUCAUCCAUUCCAGGGAAGCCAUAGGCAGCUCCCAGACUUCGGGGAGCAGCUGGCCUUGCCCCUACCCCCUCCCUCUCCUUUGCCCCCUCCCAUGCCUUUUCCGUAUCCUCUUCCUCAGCCCUCACCACCUCCCUUGUUCCCACCCCUGCCCCAGGAUACCCCUUUUAUCCCAGGCCAGCCCUUCCCACCCCAUGAGUUCGUCAAUUAUAAUCCAAUGGAGGACUUCUCAGUGCCACCCCACUUAGGAUGUGGCCCUGGAGUGAACUUUGUGCCUGGCCCCCUGCCACCUCCACUUCCUGGCGCUAUCCCUCAUGGUCAGCACUGGGGCCCAGUAGUCCACCGGGGGAUGCCACGCUGUGUUCCCAAUAGCCCCUACUAUGUGCCAAGGAUGGGGGGUCCCUGCAGGCAGCGGCUCAGACACUCAGACAGACUGAUCCACACAUACAAACUGGACCAACGACCUUCUCCCCAUUCAGGGAUGUGGCCUGGGUAGCUGGAUCUUGGGCUGGGGCUGGAUGUGCCAAUGGCUCAGCAGCGUCUGCCUGGUACCCCAGGAGCUGGGCCAGGGUGUCUGCUAUGCUUGACA
Cynocephalus volans (Philippine flying lemur) is the source of this 1926-nucleotide messenger RNA. It is a transcript of the gene PCED1A, whose product is annotated as PC-esterase domain containing 1A. The record is from RefSeq and is a predicted model, not a curated record. The coding region runs from base 469 to 1833 and encodes 454 amino acids. NCBI's taxonomy places the organism in Eukaryota, Metazoa, Chordata, Mammalia, Dermoptera, Cynocephalidae. The transcript is spliced from 8 exons.